This is a messenger RNA of Cylindrotheca closterium, 810 nucleotides long. NCBI's taxonomy places the organism in Eukaryota, Bacillariophyta, Bacillariophyceae, Bacillariales, Bacillariaceae. The record is from the annotation of a GenBank genome assembly.
AUGCCCCCGAGUGUACCUGUCGCUCCGACUUCCGAUCAGUUGGAAUCAUCAAUAACACCCAUCAAGAGCAAUCGUAGUAGGCCUGCAAGCCGGAAGAAAACCACGCUGGCAACCAAAACGACAGGACGGAACAAGAGUGGAACAAAAAAGAAGCAAAAACAACAACAGCAACAGCAGCAGCAGCAGCAGCAAGAAGAUGAGGGAACGCUACCGCUUUCCUCGUCCCUGCAAACACCGAACAAUAUGAUGGGCCUAUAUGGUGGUGCUGGAAUGAUGUCAUAUGGAAUGUCUCCGUAUUAUGGUGGCAUGUCACCGAUGAUGGGACCGUUCUCAAAUUUGAAUCAGUUUCUCUAUGGGAUUCAGACAGUUGUCUUUUCUUUAAGCCAAGCGGUUCAACUGAUGGGGACGAACCAGCAAGUUUUACAACAGUCCUUCGAAUCGUUGACAUCCAUGAUUGAACAUGCUGUCGCAACCUUCCACGAGUUACGAGCGCUGGAAGCUCUGCAAAAUGAAACAGAAACAGAGCAGCAAAAGAAGCGACGACAGCGGCUAAAAACAAUUAGAUGGGCGCUAAUGGUUGGAGGAAGUUAUGUUGUGUACAAAAUCAUUCGAAGGCUUACCUCAAAACGAAAGCAAAUAGAUCAAAGGGGCAAUCAUUCGACUGCAUUUGGAGGCUACGGUUCAGGAAUGAAUUACGGUAGUAGCUAUGGAGGCUCAGGUCUGUAUGGGGGCUACAAUAUGCAAAGUUCAUUCGGAAGCCCGUCCAUGUACGGUGGGGGAGGUUUCAACGGCGCAGGAGGCGGCUACUAG